This is a messenger RNA of Mobula hypostoma (lesser devil ray), 2334 nucleotides long. RefSeq names its product ceramide transfer protein. Gene Ontology annotation, molecular function: lipid binding. NCBI's taxonomy places the organism in Eukaryota, Metazoa, Chordata, Chondrichthyes, Myliobatiformes, Myliobatidae. The record is from RefSeq and is a predicted model, not a curated record. The coding region runs from base 138 to 2039 and encodes 633 amino acids. Gene Ontology annotation, biological process: ER to Golgi ceramide transport. The transcript has 19 exons.
ACCUCCUGGGUGAUGUCACAAACAUGGUGGCGAUUUGAGUCCCGGUGCGAGGAGAAACCAGAGCGGCGACAAAAAGCAGCAGACGCGGCUGCCGUGCCCUGACUCAGCCUGUCCUCGGUUCGCCCGACCCCCUCUCAAUGUCGGACAAUCAGAGCUGGAAUUCUUCCUCCGAAGAGGAUCUGGACACCGAAUCGGGGCCGCCUGUUGAGCUGUGCGGGAUAUUGAGCAAGUGGACCAACUAUAUCCAUGGCUGGCAGGACCGAUGGGUGGUUUUAAAAACCAAUACCCUAAGUUACUACAAGUCCGAGGAUGAAACAGAGUACGGUUGUAGAGGUUCAAUCUGUCUGAGCAAGGCCGUCAUUACUCCCCAUGAGUUUGAUGAAUGUCGCUUUGAUAUCAGUGUGAAUGAUAGUGUCUGGUAUCUCCGUGCUCAAGACCCAGACCAUAGACAGCAAUGGAUAGAGGCUAUUGAACAGCACAAGGCAGAAUCUGGCUAUGGAUCAGAAUCAAGUUUACGACGUCAUGGUUCCAUGCUCUCCCUCACAUCAGCAGCAAGUGGUUAUUCUGCUACAUCCACCUCAUCGUUUAAGACUUCCAUUGGGCCAGUCCAAGAUCUCAACCUUCAGAAAGGCCAUAGCUUGCGUGAAAAGCUUGCUGAAAUGGAAACCUUCCGUGAUAUCCUCUGCCGACAGGUUGACACACUACAGAAGUACUUUGAUGCUUGUGCAGAUGCUGUAUCUAAAGAUGAACUUCAGAGAGAUAAAGUAGUGGAAGACGAUGAAGAUGCCUUUCCAACCACACGAUCAGAUGGUGAUUUUAUACACAAUAAUGGCAGCAAAGAGAAAUUGUUUCCAUGUGUGUCACCCAAAGGGAUCAAUGGAAUAGAUUUUAAAGGUGAAGCUAUCACUUUUAAAGCUACUACAGCUGGAAUACUGGCUACGCUUUCUCAUUGCAUUGAACUAAUGGUAAAACGAGAAGACAGCUGGCAGAAAAGAAUUGAUAAGGAGAUUGAAAAGAGACGAAAAGUAGAAGAUGCUUACAAGAAUGCAAUGUCGGAACUUAAGAAGAAAUGUCACUUUGGUGGACCUGAUUAUGAGGAAGGUCCAAACAGUUUGAUAAAUGAAGAGGAAUUCUUUGAUGCUGUUGAAGCUGCACUUGACAGACAAGAUAAAAUUGAAGAGCAGUCUCAUACAGAGAAGUCAAGAAUCCAUUGGUCAGCUGCUGUGCCUUUUGGUGAUUCCUUCUCAACAGUUGGUACUCACAGAUUUGCCAAACAGCCCUUUAGUCGCUCUUCCUCCAUGUCUUCCAUUGAUCUAGUCAGUGCCUCAGAUGAUCACAGAUUCAGCACCCAGGUUGAAGAAAUGGUGCAAAAUCAUAUGCAGUACUCUCUGCAGGAUGUAGGUGGAGAUGCUAAUUGGCAGUUGGUGGUAGAAGAGGGAGAAAUGAAGGUGUACAGAAGAGAAGUAGAAGAGAAUGGGAUUGUCCUGGAUCCUCUCAAAGCAACACACUCUGUUAAAGGUGUUACAGGUCACGAAGUUUGCCAUUAUUUCUGGAAUGUUGAUGUCCGCAAUGAUUGGGAAACAACAAUUGAAAACUUCCAUGUAGUAGAAGUUCUAUCAGAUAAUGCAAUCAUUAUCUACCAGACUCACAAGAGGGUUUGGCCGGCCUCGCAAAGGGAUGUACUUUAUUUGUCUGCAAUUCGAAAGGUUCCAGAUACCAAUGAGAAUGAUCCAGAUACGUGGCUUGUUUGUAACUUUUCUGUGGAACAUGACAAUGCACCUCAGAAUAAUAGAUGUGUACGUGCCAAAAUAAACAUUGCCAUGAUCUGCCAAACACUAGUAAGCCCUCCAGAAGGUAACCAAGCAAUCAGUCGAGACAACAUUCUGUGCAAGAUUACUUAUGUAGCCAAUGUAAACCCUGGAGGAUGGGCCCCAGCUUCAGUACUUCGGGCUGUUGCAAAACGUGAAUAUCCCAAAUUCCUCAAACGUUUCACAUCAUAUGUGCAGGAGAAGACUUCAGGCAAAGACAUUCUUUUCUAGUCUCCAAGCAUUCACCAUGGAUGUGCUGCUGUUCCAACCAUGAUGAUCAACAAAUAGUCACGAAGGUAUCUCUGACGCUCGGGGAUUGCGUGACUCCAAACUGGCACGAUGGAUUUCUAACGCAAGGCCAGUCCCAGUUCUCAGCCUGCACCCAGCUGCUAUCGGCUGCUACAUUGCAUUUGUGGCUGACUGUUCAACACUGUCUGUGCUCUGUUGCAUUUUGGUACUUCAGUGUGUAAUUCAUUUCUAUGUACUGCUCAUACAGCCGUUUACAAUUUGACCCAGCGUUUUUUUU